This is a messenger RNA of Brenthis ino (lesser marbled fritillary), 1038 nucleotides long. The record is from the annotation of a GenBank genome assembly. NCBI's taxonomy places the organism in Eukaryota, Metazoa, Arthropoda, Insecta, Lepidoptera, Nymphalidae.
AUGUGUAAGCCUCAUGGCGUAGCCAAAAGUUUCCAGAAGAGUUUCCGCUUUGAACUACGACCAUUACCAUUAUCUUUUGUACUACACAAAAUAACUCCAUUUAAAAGAUAUGAAAUUAAACAUGCAAUUAAAAAGCGUCAAAUUGUCGAAGAUGGUGCUUCUUCCCCUAUACCUAAUGAAAUAUCACUAUCAGAUGGGGGUACAAUUGAGGAUGUACUAAAAGAACAAGAAAAUCAACUUGCAGAAAAACAAGAAGAUAUUCCUACUAAGGUUAAUUUGAUUCCACAAGUAAUAAUAACUUCUUUUAUUAAGCCAAUAGAAGAUGGUAACCCCAUUUUUUUGCCAGAGAUGAAUUCUGAAAUGUUAAUAGGUGAAAAAGAUGUUGAAAUAGAAAAGCCUGCGGAAGUGCUGAUACAACGAAAACCAGAGAUUAAAAUAGAUGAAGUGGUGUCCUCAUCAGAAACAAUUAUAGAAAUAACCCCGAAGCCGAUAAUAGCAGUACCACCUCCACCAGAGCAGCCGCCUAUCCAAAAUGUAAUUAUAAGCACACCGAUCGAGAGUACAAUACCACCGGUGAUAAAAAAUCCUAUUUUAAACAAUCCAACUAGGCCCGUUGUAGGACCCGGUAUUAGUGGUGUAUCUAAUACGCCUUUAUUGUUUACUGAUGUAACGAGGAUACCGUUAAGUGGUCAACCAUUUUCUUCUCCAAUAGCAAUCCCAUUUCCUGAAUUAAUAGUACCCUUUGCUCCUUUAAUACCAUCACCACCACCUCCUCAGAUUCCUCCCCCAUCACCACCAUCGAUUCCUCUUCCAGCACCACCGUCGAUACCUCCUCCACUACCACCACAACCACCAGUACCACCAGUAGUUAAAGAAGAACCACCAGUAGUGAUACAAGACACCCCUAAUUUUCUGGUUAAGGGCUCCCGUUUUGUAUUAUACUUUGGUUCAAUGAUGUUACAAAUGCUAUCACAACUAGUGAACGGUCGUGUAAAUUUGAAUCAACCUAUCGAAGUACCGUUAUUUACGGGGGUUCAA